AUGAAAUUCUGGUUCUCUUCAAUGGAGGAGCUAUACAGUAAGCUAAAGCGUGUUUCCAAUGGUACUUGGGAAGAUGUGGAGUCUGACAUGGGAGCCUUCGAGAACAUAAUGAUCAGACUUCCCGUUAAAAACAUAUUAAUCUUCAAAUCCAUCUCAAAACUCUGGUACGAUGUCAUGUCCACAAACUAUUUCAUCAGCUUACACCAUCGUUUGUCCAAAAAAAACACCAAAUUUUUGGCCUUCUAUGAUCCCGGUUUGCUGCAAGACGGAAUUGUUCGUGGAAUCCAUCUGAUGGAAUCCAACGGGACUUACACUGAAUCAUACACAAACAUUCCCGGUUUUAGAAAUUUCAAUCACCCGCUUUUAAUCUCUUCUUUCAAUGGUCUAAUUUGCUGCAUAAGUAACGUGAGAACAUACCGGAUGUUUCAUGAUAUAGAGUUACGCAUCUGCAACCCUGCCACUCGUGAAGUCGUGAUCCUCCCUAACAGCCACAUGUCUGUCUACAUGCCCGUUUUCGGGGUUUUAUAUUCGACCAGAUACCAUAUAUACAAAAUUUUCAAGUUUUUCGGUGAUCCGAUUCAUUUUGAAAUAUAUUAUUCACAAUGUGAAGUUUAUUCUUCGGAAACGGGAAAAUGGGAACUACUUGGAAGAGUUCCUAAACAUCCAGUAAUGAAACCUAUGCGUACAUUGGCCUCAAAUCAUGUCUGCAUAAACGAAAAGUUAUAUUGGUUUGUUGCGUAUGACGAUGAGUUUGAUAUCCCUUCUUCGAUUCUUAUGGUUGAUAUGAAUUGUAAUUUUAAGGAAAUCCCACUUCCAGCCGAAGCCGAAGUCUUGGUCUUGAUCGAGUUACUUGGUCGGCUUUGUUUUCUGGAUUGGAUCGAUGGGGAUUUUUAUAUAUGGCUUUAUGAUGAGAAGAAAGGGAGUUGGGAUUUGGAGGAUAUACCCCCAUUUCCCGGUGAUUGGUUGGAAGUUGAUCACUUUGAUUCGGUUGUUGCGCAUAAAUAUGAGAUAUUGUUUGUUUAUAGAGAUGUUACAGGUUUGCGACAUGAGAUUGUGUAUGAUGUGCUCUAUGAGACGUGGAAAGAUUUCCAAAUAGCUGAGGAUGAUAGAUAUAAACCAAUUGCCGUGUUUCCAUUCUUCGAAACUCUAUUGCCAUGUAGUAAGUCUCGUGCUUUUGGUGUUAAAUAUCCGCAGGAAGGAAGGUUACUGGCGGCAGUGGUGGCGGUUUUCUUAAACUGUGUGUGA
Molecule: messenger RNA, 1245 nt
Organism: Lactuca saligna
Lineage: Eukaryota; Viridiplantae; Streptophyta; Magnoliopsida; Asterales; Asteraceae
Source: the annotation of a GenBank genome assembly